This is a messenger RNA of Brassica rapa (field mustard), 7831 nucleotides long. Its product is annotated as transcription factor ORG3. The record is from RefSeq and is a predicted model, not a curated record. Gene Ontology annotation, biological process: regulation of transcription by RNA polymerase II. NCBI's taxonomy places the organism in Eukaryota, Viridiplantae, Streptophyta, Magnoliopsida, Brassicales, Brassicaceae. Gene Ontology annotation, cellular component: RNA polymerase II transcription regulator complex. Gene Ontology annotation, molecular function: RNA polymerase II transcription regulatory region sequence-specific DNA binding; DNA-binding transcription factor activity, RNA polymerase II-specific; protein dimerization activity.
UCCGCCAAAACCGAAAAAUUAAAUUUUCCCGCCAAAUUUAUGAAAUACAUUUUUCCGUCAAAACUGUGAAUUACGUUUUCCGUCAAAAUCAUUAAUUUUUUAUUUUAACGAUAAAACUGUUUUUUUUUGGUUAAAUUGUAAAGUUAUGUUUUCUUUUAUUAAACUCAUAAAAUUAUAUUUUAAGAAGCCCAUGGACACCCAUUGUCCAUUUGGUCUUCGUCCAAUUGGACCGUGUACCAAUUGGUCUUUUGUCCAGUUGGACCAUUUAUUAAUUGGGCAUGUCCAUAGCCCGCCCAAAAUGAAUUGGAUUGGGCUAGCCCAUGGUCAGCCCGCCCAGUUGACACCUCUAUCUGUCCUAAUUAUAGUAACAAAAGGUACGAAUUUUCAUCUUUUUGACAAAGAAUAAAAUAUUUCGUUAGUAAGUUAUACUCCAUAUGUUUUAUUUUAAAUGUGGUUCUAGGUUCGUGCAUACAGAUUAAAGAAAUAAAUAGUUUUAUAUAUUUUCUAUGUAAAUCACAAUUACCUAUACACCUAACAAUAUUUCAACCAAUAAAAAAAAUAAUUUGCUGAAUAGAAUAAAUAAAUUUUACAUUAAAAAUCAAAAACACCACUUAUUUUAUAACGAAAAAAAUUAUUUACAAUGACAACUUAAUAUGCAAAGAAGAGAGUAUGUUUAAUUGGUUGAUUCUAUCAAGUAGGUAAGUCUUGUCUUCCUGAUUUACAGGAAAAUCGGUAAAGUAGUUCUGUUUUCAUUCAAACAUAUUAAUUGGUUUUUAAAACAUUCAUGGAUGUCCACAUAAUUGCUGAACACUAAGCUAAUUGAUUUCCAUGCAUAUCGUUGAUGAACUCUUUUACUAUCAAUAAUAAAAUACUAAGGCUCCUACUGGUGACUUUUUCGGGAACAAUAAAAACGAAUAGGAAAGGAACGUAUAGGAAUAAAAUUGCAGGAAUGAAAAGGAAUGUUGGUUCCUUAUCAAAUUUAAUAAGGAAUGCUUUUGUUCUAUAAUUCUCUACAAAAAAGGGAAUGGAGAGGAACAAAAAGGAAAAACUAUUCCUUGUGAAUGGUGAUUUUUUUUGGGAAUGAUAAGGAAUUCAGUGUUCCCCUCCGUUCCUUGGUCACCAUUCGAAGCCUAAGUUUAGGGAAUGAUUCAAGAAACUUAUAUAAGGAAGGUUUAUUAAAUUAGGGAUUAUUUUAGAAUUCUUUAGAUUUGGUAAGAUUUACGUGGACUUUAAUGAUAUUCGUAUAAUUUGGUGGAAUUUUAAAACAAAAUAAAAAUCAAAGUCUACUUUCUAAUUGAUGAAUUUUUUUUAAGUUCCAAAAUAUUUUGAGUGAUUUAAUAAUGAUGAAUUAAAGAAAGUGAUUAAUUUCUGUAAGUUUACUUGGUUUAUAUAUAUUUUCAAAUAUAAUAUUUUCAAAAAUAAUUUAGCUUUAAAAUUUGACUAGAUAUGUAAAUGUAUGAAAUUUGAGCACCUGAUUUUCAAUUUUACAAAUUAUUUGGAUGUAAUAUUUUUUUUGUCAAACUUUAUUUUCUAUUGAAAUGGAAAAUGAUACUAUUUGAUUUCUGAUGAAUGUUGAUUCUCAUUUUAAGGAUUUUCAUUUUUUUUAACUAUUGAAACAAAAAAAGGUAAAAAAUUACUGAAAAGAACUUUGAAUACAGUCUGGAUUCAUUAACUUUUAGUUAAAAAUCAACUUUAAAAUACUUUCAAAUUUAACUUGGUAAAUUUAUUGAUGAAAUUCUUAAUUUCCAAUAAGUUUUAACGAAGUUGUAUAAAUAACUAAUUCAAUAACACCAUCAAUUUUACAUAAUUAUUAUACAUGCUAAAUUCAAUACAAGAACAUUUGGAAAAACAAAAUCUUUCAGAUCUCUAAUCCAAUGAACCCCAUAAGUAGCUGCCCCAUAUAUCACAUUCCCUAUACAUAACCCUAUCCAACGAGAUGGGGCUUUUUUGGGUAUAUGCUCGUGGUAUAUGCUCAGAACAUGAUUUCUCUUACUAGGUCGUAUAACACUUCAAAAACACUUAUAAUAAGUUUCUUUAACUUCCAUUUGACAACAGAGAUAUAUUUGUUUGUUUAAUUGGCUAGCUCUACUAUCCGCAAUCACACACGUAUAUAUAUAUAUAUAUGUCGCUGGACAUUUACAACCAAAACAGCUUCAAGAGAAAACAUAAUCUAGAAAACUUGUCUUUGAUCAAGCUAAAAUGUGCGAAUUGGGCCCUGCAUUGUUUCCAAAAUUUGGGAUGGAAUUGACUGGAGAGCACGAGAGCUACUCCACCAACGCCGCGUCGUUUCUUGAUUUUCCGGUACCAAAUACGCAUGGAGUGGCUCAUCAUGAGACCAGCUUUGGGGUCUCUGUUUCGUCCGAGGUAAAUGGAAUUGACAACAAUUCGGUCAUGAUCAAGAAGCUUUGUCACAAUGCUAAUGAGCGUAACCGUCGCAAGAAGAUCAACUCUUUGUUCUCAACUCUUCGUUCAUGUCUUCCAGCCUCUGAUCAACUGAAGAAGCUAAGUAUUCCUCAGACGGUUUUGCGGACCGUGAAGUACAUACCGGAGCUACAAGAGCAAGUGAAGAAGCUAACCCAAAAGAAGGAAGACCUCAUGGGGAGAGUAUCGGGUCAAAGAGACACUGACCGUUACAUUAAGCCGCAACCACAAGCGGUUGCUAGUUAUGUCUCCACCGUUUUUGCGACUAAGCAUGGAGACAACGAAGUGAUGGUCCAAAUCUCAUCGUCCAAGAUUCAUAAGUUUUCGAUAUAUAACGUGUUGAAUGGACUAGAAGAAGAUGGUUUUGUUGUUGUGGAUGUUUCAUCUUCGAGUUCUCGAGGAGAAAGACUUUUCUACACUUUGCAUUUUCAAGUGGGCAAGACUGAUAGUUACAAGCUAAUUUGCGAAGAGUUAAGUCAAAGGAUAUUGUACUUGUAUGAGGAACAUGGAAACUCCUUCAGAUAUUAAUUUGUUCUUAUUUCUUUAAGCCAUGUCUUCUUCUUCAUUUUGACCAAGCGUUAUGGUCUAGACUUGUUUCUGUUUUUUUUUUCCUUUUUUUGUCGAAGGUAGUGGUCGAUUACUAAUAGAAUUACCACUACAUUCUUAUUACAGCAAUAAAAUUUAGUUUUUGUCUAGUUUAAUACCACUACAAUCUUGUUUCUGUAAUUUAUUUUUUGAACCUACAGCCAUAAUAAACUUUGCAAUAUACGAUUUUGCACUGCAAGGUUUCUAGAGCACUAGUUUAAGUGCUUUGAGAAUGUUUUUUUCUUUCUUUUGACAAAUAUUGUGCUCUAUCUCUCUACUAAAUAUAUAAUAAAUAUAUAAAAUAUAUGUAUAUAAAUGACUAUAAUAUUAUAAUUAUUAAGUAAAGAUUAUGUAUACAUAUAAAUAUAAAAACAAUUAUUUCAAAUUUAAUGAUUAUAUAUCAUAUAUGUAUUAUAUAUUUUCACAAAAAUCAUUUAUAAUUAUACAAUAAUAGGUUAUAUUUAUGUUUCUUAAUUUAUCCAUUUGUUUUUUUUUUAAUUUUGAAUCACAACUUAAUAUUUAGUCAACUACUUAUAAUUUAAAAACCAAUAACCAAAUUUCUAUAAUUAUACUACACAACUCCAUAACUUAUUGUAUAUUAAAAAUCUGAAGAUACAACAGAAAAUCUACGGUUUAUAUUCUACAUAAAAAAAUCUAGAGCAAAACAUUAAAGUUACAACACAAAACCUACAAUUUAUAUUCUACAGGAAAAAAUUAAAGAUAUAGCACAAAAACCUAAAGCUUAUAUUUUACAGCAAAAUAUCCAAAGCUAGAGCAGUAACCAAUCGGAUCCAAUGUCUUCUACUCUUUGUUUAUAUAUAUUGUAACGAAAGACAUGUUCCAUUAGUUGAGUUUUGGUGUAUUAAAUAAGAGAAGAUUUGUUUAUCAAAAAAAAAAAAAUCAUAAUAAUAAGAAAAGACAAAAUGAUGUGUUCAGAAGAGCCGGUGAAAUUGGCACUUAUUAGUUAAUAGAUGAUAAUGCUAUUUAUUAAAAAUUUAAAAGAGUUAAGGUCAUACAUGAUUAAUGAGAAGCCAUAUGAUUGGCUAUUCACUGAUUUUUGGAGAUAUGCCACUCCAUUUGUUUUUGGUUUAUUUGGUGUAAGACAAGUGAUGUCGCCACCACUUUAUUAUUUUAUUUUUGUGUUGUCAAAACUUGUUUUGGUCAAAAGGUUCUAAUUUCAAAAUGAUAAAUAGUUUUUUUUGUCGGCAAAAAAUUAAUUAAUUUCUUCUUUCAUAAAAUAUCACAACAUUAUUACACUAUUCUUUUGAUUAAAUUAUUAAUUAUUUUACCAACAUUUUAAAACGUGUAUCUUUACUAAACAAUAAUAAAAUAUGACUUUUUAUAUGUUUAAUUCGAGAUGACAUUUAAUGAUUAAUUAUCAUUGGUUGUUACAUUUGACUUGCUAAAAACGUCUAAAAAUUGUUCGUUGACAAAAUACUGAAAUAAAUAAUCAAAGAUAAAGUUAUAAUUAAUAUUUCUUUAAUUAGUGGGCAAAAAUUUUAAAUUUCAAAAUCAAAACAGAGAUAAUAGUAGAGAGAUACGAAUUAGCCAGAUUGCAAAACUAACAAAAAAAAUGAACUAUAAAAGUAUCAUUCUUGUGGAAGUACCGUAUCAUAAUGGUUAAGGUUUAAAAAGUUUUACACUCAUAUGUCUAAGGUUCGAUUCCAUGUUAUGCAAUUUUUUGGAGAUUUAAUAUUAUAUAAAGUCCAGGUUUCAAUUACCGAAAAAAAUGAUUUAUUAAAUAAUUAUGCAGACUAAAAAAAAAAAGCUUACAAAGGAUUUUCAACAAUGUGUAAAUAAAUCUGGUCAGGCUUAAAUCUUCAUAAAGAUGUAGUAUUGUCGGUUGUCAAAUCGUCUAUGUAAUCUUUCUUAUAAGUGUAAUAUCAUAAUAAAUCAGCGUAAAAAAAUGUAUCAUUCUCAUAGAUACUUUUCCAAAAGUAAAAAAACUUUAUUACUAUUGGUUCUGUAUUUUAUUACCGCCUCUAAAAUAUUUUAAGUCUUGCAUGAUAUAUAUUAUUAAUAAUAUCAAAAUUAGAAGAUAUACAUAUAUAAAGCAUAAUUGUCUAAUUUUAUAUUAACCUAGAAUAUUCCAGAUCUAUGAAAAAAAAUUAGACUAAUUCACAAAAAAAUGCAUCCGUGAAUAGAUAUUUAAAUGGGCUGAAACUUGAAAGUAAAAGUUUAAUGUCCAUGAACAAUAUGAUUUAAUUUUGCGUAUAGGUGAAUCGAACAUGACCACUCAACAAAAUCCUGGACAUAAUUAUCAAUUUUUAUGGAAACAAAUUCACAUGAUGGGUUCAGUCUAGGCAUGUGCGAAAAAAACUGGAACCGAAGAACCGAACCAAAAUAACCGGAAACAGACUGAACCCCUCAAAUAUCAGAAUGAUUCUUAUAUUUCUAUAUCCUAAAUAACUGAACUGGACCGGAAUCGAACCAAGAACCAAACGGGUAUCCGAAUAUAUAAUAAUAUUAAUUAUAUAUACAUAUAACAUAAACAAAUAUAUAUAUAUAUAUAUUUAUUUAUUUAUAAUUUAAAAUUUUAAUAAAAGUAUCCGAAAAUAUUUGAAGAAAACUAAAUUAUUACAAAGUAUCCGAACUAUCCAAAAAUAUCAAAAAGUAUUUGUAUAUUUUUUAUCUGAAAUAUCCAAAAUAAUACCAAAAUAUCCAAGAUUUUAUCCAUUCUAACUAUUUGAUAUUUUACCUAAAAUACCGAUAUUUUACUCGAAAUAUCUGAACUACCCAAAAUAACCGAACUACCCGAAAUAACCGAGCCAAAUGAGAAACAAUUUUUUGGGUAUUUUCAGGUUCUUAAUUUUACUAUCGGAACCGAACUCGAAACUAUCCGAACCGAACCAAAAAUAAGUCAAGUAGAAAAUGGAUCCUUUAGCUCCCUACCUAAACUACUAAAUACCUAAAUCGAACCUAUCGGAAAUACCCAUGCCUAGCCUAGUUCAGUUCAGUCUCCCAGAAUCUUAGUUGUUUGAUGCGAUGUACCAAAAUCCGGUUACAACUAAUGACAAACCUUUUGGAGGUUUUUUUCUUUUUGUUGAUCUACUUCACUUCGUAUUAAAAAGAAUUCUUGCAAAUCUCUUUUCGUAUUUCAGGACUUCCCAAUCGAUCAAUCAUACAAAUAUGGUGUCCAUCACGUUUUUAAAAAAAACUUUUUAUUUGCAGUAAAUUAAACGUGGCACAAGUGUUCACUCGUUGUAUUGCAUUACAACUACUAAUAUAACCACUUGAUGGUGGUCUUAUGAGAUUUGGGUUACUAAGCAAUAUGGAUUCAAAGACACCUCUAUACAUUCCAACACGUGUUCACGCGGAUAUGAAUUCAUACUAAUAACUUUAAAUACCCGGAAAAGAGUCAAUUUGUAAACUACACUUUUCCUUUAUAAUUACUCUAGUUUUUUCCAUAAACUAGGUAUACUUCCAAGUUAAAUAGAAAAAAACCCCCCCAAAAAUAUCAUCAACUGAGGGCAUCAUCAUAUUAAAAAUGAAAAAAAAAUCAUUGGAUUUGGUUUUGUUUUUGUUAAAUAAACAAUGAAAAUAUAUUGGUUUAGAGAGACGGAUUUCUUUCGCUUGGUUAAAAACUUAAAACAUAUUGAUAUCAAAUAAGACUGAAUUUACAGGAUGAUAAUUGUAGUUUUCAACAUAUAUAUUAUAUUUGUUUGGAAAUUUGGGUCACUAUAAGAAUAUAUGAAACCUCAUUGACUCACAUUUAAAGUUUGGGAAUAUUUUUGACCAGUUCGUGGAAAAAUAACUAAACUAUAACAUAUUUUAGGUUAGAUAUAUAGAUAGAUAUAUAUAUAUAAUUAUAUAUGUUCAACAAGUUGGUCUAAUUAAUGAAUAUUGUAAUGGAUUUGUUGCAUUAAACAAAGAGGCAGGAUUUAUUUAAGAUAAUGAAGCUGCUUAUGUAUAGGGGAGAAGACGACGCCCAAAGCAUCUUCCACCUGGUUCCCACGAGCUUCCAACAAUUUCUCCAAGAGCAAAAAUCUUAUUAUAGUGUUAUACAUGUAAAACCCUUGUUUGGAUUCUUGUCCAAUAUAGCUAUUGGUGAUUGGGCCUACUUCAUGUGUGGAACAUAGGCUCUGGCUCGUGUCACCUAUCACCUAUGCCCUUUGUAAAGACCUAAAUAUUUCUUUUUAUGGUAUGAUAGAAACAUAUAGUUUCUUAUUAAUAAGUAACAACAUGGAUUGCUCAAAAAAAAAAGAAGAAUUAACAACAUAGAUUUAUUUCUUUUACCCUGUCCGUGUAUAUAUAAGGGAGUUAGUGAUAUACCAUAUCAGUUAAUUUGAAGUGGCAACUCCAUGAAACUAAACAGAAUAAAUAAGUUUGUCUUUGCAGCUGUUACCAUUUAGUCGACGAAUAAUGCUGAUAAUCAUUUUCCUUUACUUUCUUGCAGAAAAGGUUGAGUAUUCCUGCGACCGUUUCACGGAGCUUGAAGCACAUGAGCAAGUGAAGAAGUUAUGACAGGAGAAGUAAAAACUCUUGGUGUAUUGGACCAAAUCAUUACGUUAAGCCACAACCAAAGGCAGUCCCCGUUAUGUCUCCACCGUUUCCGCGACUAGGCUCGGAGAAAACGAAAUGAUGGUUCACAUUCAUCGUCCAAUGAAACUAAACAGAAUGACUAGAAGAAGAUGGGUUUCUUGUGGAUGUUCAUCUUCAAGGUCUCAAGGGGAAAGGCGUUUCUACACUUUGCAUCUUCAAGUGGAAAAUAUGGAUGAUUAUUACAAAAUGAAUAGCGAAGAGUUAAGUGAAAAGGAUGUUGUACUUAUAUGAAAAAUCCGAAAACUCGUUAGGUGAUUUAUUCAUAUUGUGUGGUUAUCCUAUU